Molecule: messenger RNA, 3359 nt
Organism: Teleopsis dalmanni
Lineage: Eukaryota; Metazoa; Arthropoda; Insecta; Diptera; Diopsidae
Gene: Impbeta11
Product: importin-11
Exons: 3
Coding region: 153-3158 (1001 amino acids)
Biological process (GO): protein import into nucleus
Cellular component (GO): nuclear envelope; cytosol
Molecular function (GO): small GTPase binding
Source: RefSeq, a predicted model, not a curated record
UUUGUGCCGACAAAUGACAAUAGCAUUAAUGCAUAUAUUGCUUUUAAAGAAUUGAAGAGAAAGAAAUAUAUUCUUCCUGAAAAAAUUGAAUCAUUUUAUAAUAAAUACUAAUUUGAUAAAAAUACUUGCAGUUUACAUGAAUAUUAAGGAAAAUGCAAGCAGAACUUUCAACGCCUGAGUUAAUGGUUUGUCAGGCAUUGCGUGCUGCUACAGAUCAAAGCCAUGAAGUUGUUCGUAAUGCUGAGGUACAAUUAGCUGAAUGGGAGGUGCAAUCUGGCUUCUUUUUAACAAUAGCUAGAAUUUGCUUGCAUCCGCAGUAUGCUCAAGUUGAUGCUAAAGCUCGUUGGAUGGCUGCUGUUUAUUUAAAAAAUGGUAUAAAUAAAUACUGGCGGCGUAAUGUGAAAAAUGAGAUAAAUACAGAUGAAAGACAACAAAUACGGGAGCUACUCUUGACCUAUGCAUCAUCAGAGGAAACUCCUCAAAUAGCAUUACAACUAGCAGUGCUAACAGGCCGUAUAGCACGCUUUGAUUGUCCGAAGGAAUGGCCAGAACUAAUUCCAGAGUUAUUAAAAAAUUUACAAUUGAGUGGUUCUAAUGCUGAGGAACAACAAAGGCAAUUAUUACUGUUUCAUCAUGUGAUAAAAGCUCUUGCUUCUCGGCGAAUGAUGGCAGAAAAACGAAUAUUUCAAGAAUUAACUGUAAACAUAUUCGAUUUUAUACGGGAAUUAUGGGAUGGUCUUUCCGCACUUUAUUUUCACAAUUUGAAAACAACUCCUGAAGCGGCUUUAUCAACACUACAACGUGCAACAUUAGCAUUACGAAUAUUGCGUAAACUUAGUGUUUAUGGUUAUUCUAAAACACAAAGAACGGAUCUUUGCUUACGAUUUAUUUCCCAGUUAUUUGAUUGCUUAAGACAGUCUUUACAAUGUCGUUAUGACCUUAAAAUUGUAGGAGCUGACAAUCAAUUGCUUAUUCUGAUGGAAAAGUUUAUUUUGAAACAAGUCAAAACCCUCACUGAAUUCCAAGAAUAUCAUGCUGGUUCAUUUGCGCGAUUUUUAGUCGUUGCAUUGGAAUUUACUUUUGAUCAUAUAUUCCAUACGGGUACACAGUUGAUAUUCACAAAUAACGUCAUUAAUUUUCAAAAUUUUGCCAUACAAUGUAUAAAUUUAAUGAAAGGUAUAAUGAGCUGUAAUGAGUACAAACGUGAUUGCUACGAAAAACUUGAUGAGAAACCACCACUCAAAUUAUGUGAUUUUUUUACAAAUGAACGGCUAUGCUAUAUGUGCGAAAAAAUAAUAACUCAUUAUUUUAUUUUAACCCGCGAGGAAUUGGAAAUGUGGGCUGAAGAUCCGGAAGGAUUUGCACAAAAUGACGGUGGCGAAAGUUGGAAAUAUGCCUUACGACCAGCAAUCGAUAAUCUCUAUCUAACCUGCUUUAACCAUUAUCAAGCACAAAUGACUGAAGAAGUUUGUAAAUAUAUACGCAAAGCACAGCAAAUACAAUUGACGGAGCAAUCUAAACUAGAAGAUAUUUUAUUAAAAGAUGCCAUUUACAAUGCCGCUGGACAGGCUUCGUUCCAUUUUUUCGGUGACGUUGAUUUCGAUACAUGGUUUAGUGGGCAACUUUUGAAUGAAUUACAAAUUGAGAACGAUAAUUUUCGAAUAUUACGUCGACGUAUAAUAUGGCUUCUAGCAGAGUGGACAAGUGUUAAAUUUUCUAGAGAUUUGCGACCGCUUGCAUAUGAGGCAUGCUUGCAUUUAUUGCGACCGAAUGAAGACAUGUCAAUACGUUUGGCUGCGUCCAGUGCAGUUUCGAACUUGAUUGGUGAUUUCGAAUUUAUGACAGAUGCUUUCUUACCAUAUUUGCAGCCAACUUUUAAUGCUCUUAUAGUUUUACUUCGUGAAGCAAGCGAAUGUGAAACAAAAAUGAAUGUACUCAAUGUUAUGUCAACCAUUAUUGAGAAAAUGGGUGAUGAAAUAGAAUUGCAAGCAGACAGUCUCAUUGGUUAUCUACCAAAGUUAUGGAAAGAAAGUGAUGACUUUAAUAUGUUGCGAUGUGCUAUACUUUCUACUCUCCAGCAAUUGGUAAAAGCAAUGCACUCCAUUCCUGAACAAUUGAAGCCUUUUUUGUAUGGCGUGAUACAAAUAAGUACUGACUUGCAGGGACCAUCGCAUGUAUACCUUAUGGAGGAAGGAUUGCAAUUAUGGGUUUCAGUAGUAGAAAAUAUGAAUAACAUGUCUCCAGAACUAAUGCUCUUAACGAAAAAUUUGUUACCAAUUAUUGAAAUGUCUUCGGAAAACUUACGUAUUGUCCUCAUAUUAAUACAGGCAUAUAUACUACUAGAUGCAAUUUCUUUUUUGGAACAGCACGGUAACCAAUUUAUAUCUUUUUGUAUGCGUAUGUUCGACGAUUUGCGUGCCGAAGGCAUCAUAUUAAUGUUGAAGGUAUUUGAAAUCUGUCUGAAAUGUGACGCUCAGUAUGGUUUGGUUCUUAUAAGACCAGCUCUGCCAUACAUAUUUAAACAGGUAUAUAUAAAUGAAGAUUUCCCAAUGCUCAUGGGGAUGUAUUUAACAAUAGUAGCACGCGUGCUGUUAAUUAGUCAAAAUGUAUUUUCCGCUGUAUUACAAGAAAUAAAAGAACCUGACGCGCUGGAAAAAAUAUUCGAUGUGUGGAUUGCUAAAAUGCCUCUGAUAACUGAGGUCGAAAAAAGUAAAUUGUUUUCACUGGCGUUCGGAUCGAUUUUUACAAACAAUCCAAUAUUACUUGAAAGAUUUCCAAGCAUGCUCCAGAAUAUUACUGAUACUAUUAUCGAAGUGAUGAGUACUGAUGACGAUAGUAUAGAAACCGAACAACCUCAAAAGUAUACCGACUCAUUGGUAUAUCUAGACGAACGUGAUAUUGACAGAAGUGACUACUUUCGGACGGAUCUUUUAGAUUCAGAAACGUAUCACUUUGGGCGUUGGCGACAGUUAGCUCUUAAAGAUCCAGUUCAUAAGAUUGUGCUCUCACAAUAUAUCGAACAUCAACUCAAUGGGUUGCGGGAGCAAUUAGGUAAUGAAAAUUAUCAACGAUUAAUGCAAAGAGUGUAUCCAGAAGUGCUACAAAAGUUGAGUGGUUUUAUAAAUUUAAAUUUGAAUUUUACUUUACUUGUCGAUUAGAAUAAAGGUACAAUAAACACCAAACAACAUUCAAGCAAUUCGAGUCAUAAUAUAGUUAAUUAAAACGAGCAAGAAAGGUAGUAUAUGAAUAUGCACUGAAACUAUUUGGAUUAUUUAAGCUAAGAAUAAACGAUUUAGUAAGUUUAAAAACUUAUAAGGAGCAUAAACUGGACAACCUCUUAAGUUUAAACGCUAACUUAU